Messenger RNA from Drosophila takahashii, 674 nucleotides. RefSeq names its product calcium load-activated calcium channel. The record is from RefSeq and is a predicted model, not a curated record. Gene Ontology annotation, cellular component: endoplasmic reticulum membrane; endoplasmic reticulum; cytoplasm. Lineage: Eukaryota; Metazoa; Arthropoda; Insecta; Diptera; Drosophilidae. Gene Ontology annotation, biological process: endoplasmic reticulum calcium ion homeostasis. Gene Ontology annotation, molecular function: calcium channel activity.
GAAACCGCUUACGAAUAUGUGUCACUUGUGUUAUCGAUGAGUUUUAUUUUUUAUUAACAUUAAUUUAGUGAAAAAAUGUGGUCCGACACAAUAUUAAUUGUAUUUAUAUCGGUGUGCACCGCCUUCCUGGGCGAAGGUCUCACCUGGGUGCUGGUUUACCGGACGGAAAAGUACCAAAAGCUGAAGACCGAGGUGGAAAAGCAGAGCAAAAAGUUGGAGCGCCGGAAGGAGAUCCAUGGUGACUCCCUGGACAAGGCGGUGAAGAAGAAGAUCGAGCGGGAUGAGGAGAAACUGAAGAACAACAACCGCGACCUUUCGCUGGUGAAAAUGAAGUCCAUGUUUGCCACGGGCUUCGCCUUCACCGCCUUGCUGAGCAUGUUCAAUAGCAUCUUCGAUGGCCGCGUCGUUGCCCAGCUGCCCUUCACGCCCAUCUCCUGGAUCCAAGGGCUCAGUCACCGGAAUCUUUCCGGCGAUGACUACACGGACUGCUCCUUCAUCUUCCUCUACAUUCUGUGCACCAUGUCCAUUCGCCAGAACAUCCAGAAGCUGCUCGGCUUUGCCCCGUCGCGCGCCGCCAGCAAACAGGGCGUAGGUCUCUUUGGACCCGCUCCCGGCCAGUUCAAAUAGUUCAAAUUUCACACAUUAAAUUAGCUGCAUUUAGUUCGCAAUGCACC